ACGAGCUUUUGGUCAAGUCGAUCGAUGGCCCUCCGACGCGCGGUACAGAUUGCCGGCCUUGGCGCCGGCGCCACGGUCGCGGUCGGCGUCGCCGGCCUCUGCAUGGACGCGCCGCCGGCCGACGAUGGCAGCCCUGACUACCUCGCCAAGCACGCCCAGCACGUCGCGACGCGCGACCGCCUGCCCGAGGUGUUUUACAACGCGGCCCGCGCCACCUUUCUCUUCUACCCCGCGACGCUCGUCGCCAAGGUGUACUUGGGCGCCUUGAACUCGUUCUCGAUGCAGAACGAAGACGCGCUUGCCAAGUGGAUCCUCGCGCGCCCGCGCCACCGGUCGCUCAUCACGGUCACCAACCACUCGUCGACGGUUGAUGACCCGGCGCUCUUUGCACGCAUGCUGCCGUGGGCGUGCGCGAACCCUCGCGUCUCUCGCUGGGGGUUGUGCAGCCAAGAGUACUGCUACACCAAGGGCCCCUUGCUCUCGGCCGUUUUUUACGGCUCCAAGACGCUGCCGAUCAAGCGCGGCGCCGGCAUUGACCACCCGAUGCUUCACGAUCUCUUCAAGAAGGUGCAGAUGGGCGAGUGGGUCCAUGUCUUCCCCGAAGGCAAAAUCGUUCAAGGCGGCCAUUUGGGCCAGCGCGACGAGCCAAUGCAAACCAACAUCGGGGGGCUCAAGUGGGGCGUCGGGAAGCUCAUUGCUCGCGCAGAAGAGACACCGAUCGUCGUGCCGAUCUACCACCUCGGCCUCGAUGCAGUCAUGCCCCAGAACGCGAACCACAAGCUCAAGAGCAUGAUCCCGACAACGGGCAACCACGUCCAUGUGCGCGUGGGCGAGCCCAUUUACUUUGACGACCUCUUUGAAAAAUACGCCAAGGACCGCGUCCAAGGCGCCGAGGGCCCGGACUCGUGGGUCUCCAAGUCAUCCGAGCACGCGCUGUACUCGGACAUUACCCGUCGCAUUGAACAUGCGCUUCUGGCACUCGAAGCGCAGUGCUACGAAGACUUGAAGUCGCUCUCGCCGUAGUAGACAAUGAUGAUUUUUCUGGCGACCAUACAAAUAUAGUACAUCUCUUUUGCUGCUUGG
Saprolegnia parasitica CBS 223.65 is the source of this 1083-nucleotide messenger RNA. RefSeq lists its product as hypothetical. Gene Ontology annotation, biological process: phospholipid metabolic process. Bases 25 to 1023 code for a protein of 332 amino acids. The transcript has 4 exons. The record is from RefSeq and is a predicted model, not a curated record. Lineage: Eukaryota; Oomycota; Saprolegniomycetes; Saprolegniales; Saprolegniaceae.